Messenger RNA from Electrophorus electricus (electric eel), 2708 nucleotides. RefSeq names its product alpha-amylase-like. The record is from RefSeq and is a predicted model, not a curated record. Lineage: Eukaryota; Metazoa; Chordata; Actinopteri; Gymnotiformes; Gymnotidae. Gene Ontology annotation, molecular function: cation binding; alpha-amylase activity. Gene Ontology annotation, biological process: carbohydrate metabolic process.
CUGGGUGUUGUUUGUAGUCAGGACUUUGCACUCUUAUUUCCAGCACACUUUUCUCCUGCACAUGGAGUAUACACCACUGCACCGGGUUGUAGAGGGAAGAUGAGCAACUGGCUCUAGGCUUAAAACAUUUCAGAGGACUAAAAUGUGCUAUGAUUAUUUGUGCUGAGAUUUUCUUUACCUUUGCUCUCUAUUUUUAUAAUGGAAUAAUAAGGCAAGUAUCAGGUAUUUGAUGAUCAGAAAAGGCUAAAAGGAAGAAAAUGCAUUUGGACAACUGAAAGCCCUAGUACUUCCAGGUCUUGGUGUAAAUUUGCUACAUAACCACCAUUGGCAGUUUGCGUGUGGCAGGGCCAGGGUGUGUAUGUGUGUCCCAGCUAAGCUUCACUGCGGUAAGGCUGCAUGUGUAACUUUAGCUCCCUGCUCUGGGCCUAAUCUGGUCCAGCCCCAGUAAACGGGUAGGUGUGCUGCAGCUCCAUCAACAACACACUGUUUAUCAUCACGGUGUUCAUCUUAUGUGGAUCCCACUGGCUGCUUAAAUAUGAAGGUAAAGGCAAAGUGGUGUUUGCUGGCACUGGGUUUUGGACUAGGCUUUUCCCAGUACUGUUCCCAACAAGGAGGUUCGAUUGUCCAUUUAUUUGAAUGGCGCUGGUCAGAUAUUGCGGAUGAGUGUGAGCGAUAUUUGGCACCCAAUGGCUUUGCUGGAGUUCAGAUUUCUCCUCCCAGUGAGCAUGUUGUGGUUUCCAAACCACACAGGCCAUGGUGGGAGAGGUACCAGCCAGUCAGCUACAAUCUGUGCUCCAGAUCUGGGACAGAACAAGAGCUGAAGAACAUGAUCACCAGAUGUAACAAUGUUGGGGUGAGGAUCUAUGCUGACAUUGUCAUCAAUCACAUGUGUGCAUCGGACGCAGGGGAGGGCAGGCACUCGACCUGUGGCUCAUACUUCAAUGCCAUACGAGAGGAGUUCCCAUCUGUGCCCUAUUCCGCCACCGACUUCAACGAUGAUAAAUGCACCAGCAGGAGCGGCAAUAUUGAGAAUUACCAAGACAUUUAUCAGGUGCGAAACUGCCGUCUGCUCGGUCUCCUUGAUUUGGCACUGGAGAAGGAGCAUGUGCGUGGGAGGGUCAUCCACUACAUGAAUUCUCUAGUGGACAUGGGUGUGGCUGGCUUUCGGGUGGACGCCUGUAAGCAUAUGUGGCCAAAUGACCUGAAGGUCAUAUAUGGACAACUCCGUGACCUUAGUCCAAAGUGGUUUCCGAAAGGCUCCAAGCCUCUCAUUUAUCAAGAAGUCAUUGAUCUGGGGGAUGAACCAAUUAAAGCCAGUGAAUACCACUCGCUUGGACAUGUUACAGAGUUCAAAUACAGCACUCUGCUGGGUUCUGUCUUUCGCAAACGGAACGGGUAUAAACUCUCUAAUCUCAGGACCUGGGGCGAGAGCUGGGGAUUGAUGCCUUCUGACAAAGCCAUAGUGUUUGUGGAUAACCAUGACAACCAGAGAGGUCAUGGGGCUGGUGGGGCAUCCAUUCUGACCUUCUGGGAGCCCAGACUCUACAAAAUGGCCAUGGCAUUCAUGCUAGCCCAUCCCUAUGGAAUGACCAGAGUGAUGUCAAGCUACCGUUGGGAUCGGCACAUUGUGAAUGGAAAAGAUGAGAAUGACUGGGUUGGGCCUCCUAGUUAUCCCGAUGGCUCUACAAAGCCUGUCCCCAUUAGUCCAGUGGGCAGCUGUUUAGAUGGGUGGGUCUGUGAACACCGCUGGCCCCAGAUCAGGAAUAUGGUCUCCUUCCGCAGUAUAGUGAAUGGGCAGCCUUUUAGCAACUGGUGGGACAAUGGAGCCAACCAGAUUGCAUUUGGACGUGGAGAUCGUGGCUUCAUAAUCAUCAAUAAUGAUGAAUGUCCUUUAGAUGCCACUCUGAAGACUGGUCUUGCUCCUGGGACCUAUUGUGAUGUCAUCUCCGGCCAGAAGACAGAAGGUCAUUGUACUGGAAAGCAGGUUACCGUGGAUACCAGUGGCCGAGCCCACUUUAGUAUCAGCCACACAGAUCAGGAACCCUUCAUUGCGAUCCACACACAUUCCAAACUGUGAUAUGGCGGUAUGACAGUUCUGUGCAAUCAGAAGCAAAACUGAAUACAACAUCCUCUGAGAUGUUCCCUCUCACUGCUUUGGGAAAGUUUUGUUUGUGUGAAUAUUUAUUGCAUAGCCACUUUGUGUGAUAUUUAUUAUCUAACUGGCCAAGUGUUGUGAUUAAUACAUGAACUCAAUACAAAAUCACUUUAUUUGAAAUCACACUCGUUAUAACUAAAUUGCCUGUAUGUAUUUUUUAGAUGGCUGCAUUUGUAAAGUGGAGAGCAUUGCCUUCAACUUGAACUUAUCAGUAUCAAAAGUUCUACAAUGUCAUGUUAAAGACCUUUUCUGUGUCUAAUCACUUUUACCUCCAGAGUAAAUAUGUCGAUCCCAGAGUGGGCUUAUUCAUUUUGAAGUGACUGAUAGCUUUACCAUACAUAUUUCAUGCAUACAAAUCCUGCAAGUUUCAUGAAGUUGUCUGAAUGAGUAACAUUUGGAUCCGAAUUGAAGUAAUUAAUUUGAAUAAUUGAUGUUUAAUGUCUUUGAUAAGAGUUUGCAAGAAGGUCAUGGUUUCAGUCCAACCUAAGAGGCCAGGGUAAUGAGCUUUUCAUUCUGCUGGAACGUGCCCAUACUGAAUAAACAGUUAAUCAGC